This is a messenger RNA of Acytostelium subglobosum LB1, 1491 nucleotides long. RefSeq lists its product as hypothetical. The annotation marks the transcript as partial. The transcript is spliced from 4 exons. The record is from RefSeq and is a predicted model, not a curated record. Lineage: Eukaryota; Evosea; Eumycetozoa; Acytosteliales; Acytosteliaceae.
AUGAGUAGUACAACCAAUAUAUAUUCACCGCCAUUGUUAAUGAGUACUACGGCAGAGAAACAACAGUUACUACAUGUUAAUGAUGAAAUAACACGUAGAUUUAAGUCUGCCCUACCUUUAAAGUCAUGCAAGAUGACUAAACAGGAGGAAGAGGAUGGUGUAAGAAUAACACGCUUCGAGAUCUUUAAGCUGCGCUCAAAGAAGAUUGGUACCAAUCUACCAGACGUCACUCUGUCUGAGCACGACUACACCACGCUGGACAAGCUAUACGAUCCAAAGUAUGACUACUACGUCGUUGGAACUAUCAUACAGUCUGGUCAUCCCAACAAUGGACAGAUGAUACGCGCUGAGCUGGUGGUCGGUCAAGUGUCACUAAAGUACGGCUCGAUCAAGUCGUGGUGCUACUUUGUGCACGCCAAGCCCAUCAGUCAUGGAAAGUACACAUGGCUUCUACUUGAUCGAGAGCAGCCUCAUCCUCAUUACAGAGUCAUGUACGAUCGCUACCAACCUCUGUUCCUGCUCACAAUGUACACGACCCUCUUCUUCUCAAACUACACCGAGACCUCUAUAUACUACUACCCGGACAAGAUCUACUCACAUCUAUCAAACUAUUUGAAGCUGAACUUACCAACAUAUCGCGAAGGAGACCUCGAGAGAUACUCUGAAUAUGUUGAACCCUUUGUUACAGACUUAUCUGAAUGGAAGGAAAAGGCAAAGAAACUGUUUAGAGAUUAUAUCAAUCCACGUUCAGAGUUGAUGAACAAGUGUUACAAUAGAGGUAUUAACAAUGCACUUGGAGUGAAGAAACAGGCAAAUGCCAAGACAAAGAAAGAGAUUGAAGAACCAGCGCCACUCACUCCAAUUGGAUACUCUGCCGAACAACUUAGUAAGCAAUGGUCAAAGCAUAUGGAUUUGGUAAAGUCGACAAUCAAUGAAACCAGAUUCACACAAUCGAUAGACAUAAAGGACUUGUCAGGAAUGGUGGAAUACUAUACAUAUGAUAGAGCGAGAUCAAGGGUAUUCUCUCAGGCCAAGUUUCAAUUGGAGAACAGCAACAACAACAUUGUUUCAUCGCCAGCAGUCUCUUUCGAAUUCAAUGAUGUGGAUGAACGCAAGUUCCAUCAAGACGUGUUACCAUUCCUCGAGUGCAAGAUCUGUGGCGGUGCAAUCCAGUUGCAAGGCGCACAUAUCAAUGAUCCAAAGAUCGUCUCGAACACAUUGUCAAUCGAAUCUUACAAGAAGUUCAUACUGCAUUUGGAGAAACAUCGAUUCGAGAUACGCAAUCAAUCACUCGACUCCAAUGACAUUGUCAAAUUGGAGACAACGGCAAUGCUCAAUCAACAUCGUGUGAGAUCAAUGGUUGAACGAUUACAUGAGAUGGUCGAGCAAGAAGCAAUCAAGUCCAACAACAACAAGAAGAGUGAUGACAACAAGUUGGUCAUAAACUGGCCAAAGCAACCUGGCAGUCGACUCAAACGAAAGAACAUAGAC